Molecule: messenger RNA, 1818 nt
Organism: Cladophialophora immunda
Lineage: Eukaryota; Fungi; Ascomycota; Eurotiomycetes; Chaetothyriales; Herpotrichiellaceae
Exons: 2
Coding region: 1-1818 (605 amino acids)
Molecular function (GO): NADP binding; flavin adenine dinucleotide binding; N,N-dimethylaniline monooxygenase activity
Source: RefSeq, a predicted model, not a curated record
AUGGCUACAACCUAUGUCGAGCUGGCCCCGCAGCCUGUGCAACUGGACAAUCCUCAUCAAACAAACGGUCACAUUGAGGAAGCCAAAGAGCCUCUAGUCGCUGUCAACGAAGUUUCAGCCCACAGCAAUGCAGAUGACACAGGAUACAGUAUCAGAGAGAGUCCCAUGGGGACUCGAAGGCCUCUUAAGGUCAUUUUCAUGGGAAUGGGGGCCAGCGGCAUCAACUUUGCUCACCAAACCCAAAAAAGGCUGGAGGACGUGGAGCUGGUCAUAUACGAAAAGAACGACGACAUCGGGGGCACAUGGCUCGAGAACCGGUAUCCCGGAUGCGCCUGUGACAUUCCCAGUGUCUGCUAUCAGUAUUCGUGGCAGCGAAAACCUGACUGGUCGAAAUACUAUUCUGGAUCGAAGGAAAUAUAUGAAUACUUCAAGUCGGUUACAGACAGCAAUCAUCUGUGGAAGUACGUCAAAUUCCAGCACAAAAUCAUCCAGGCGGAAUGGCUCGAUACUCCCGGGAAAUGGAAAGUCACCAUCAUGAGGAAUAACGAUCCUCUUGAUGUUUUCGAUGACUACGCCGAUUUCUUCCUUCACGGAGGCGGGGUACUGAAUUCGUGGCGCUGGCCUGUUAUCAAAGGCCUAGACACAUUCAAAGGCCCUAAAGUCCACACAGCUCAAUGGGACGAGUCCCUUAAUGUGAAAGGAAAACGAGUGCUUAUCAUUGGCGCAGGCAGUUCGGGGGUUCAAGUCGUGCCCUCCAUCAUUGAUGCUGUCGACAAGCUCUAUGUCGUCGCUCGCUCUCCUAUUUGGAUAACUGCUGGGUUUGCCCCAAAAUAUGCUGGCCCGCGCGGUGGGAAUUUCUCAUAUUCCGAGGAAACCAAGGAGUUAUUCCGAUCGGAUCAAGAACUAUAUCUCAGUUACUGCAAGGCUAUCGAGUCUGAACUCAACGUUCGGUUCAAGCUGUUACUGACAGGUACUCCUGCAGCUGAUGAAGCCUUGAAAUUCUCGAUUCAGGAAAUGGAGAACAAAUUGGGUGGUAAACCGGAACUUCGGGAGAAACUCAUCCCUAAGACGUUUGGUGUAGGAUGUCGUCGGCCUACACCAGGGAACGGCUUUCUCGAGGCGCUAACCCUCGAGAAGACCACAGUACUCACUUCAGAGCUACAAGAGCUCACCCCCGACGGGUUCAUCGAUGCCUCAGGUAAUAAGUAUGGAGUUGACAUUGUUAUCUGCGCUACAGGCUUCGAUACUUCAUUCCGGCCACAAUUUCCAAUUUUAGCCAACGGACGCAAUCUUCAGGACGAAUACUCAAAGGACAUUGUCGGUUAUCUCGGUUUUUCCAGCCCAGGAGUGCCGAACUAUUUUAUCUUCAUUGGACCCUACGGUCCUCUCGGCCACGGUUCUGCGAUCCCAAUGAUUGAGGCCUACACAGAUUAUAUUAUAAAGGUCUUGAAAAAGGUUCAGUUGGAAGAUAUCAAGAGGAUACAGGUCAAGCGUUCAGUCGCUGAAGACUUUACUCGUCACUCGGAUCUAUAUCUCAAGCGAACAGCAUGGUCGGGUCCAUGCAGCUCUUGGUUUAAGAACGGUGAUGUGGGUAGGAAACCGGUUUGCUGGCCUGGCAGUCGGAUUCACUAUCUCCAAAUUCUACAAGAGCCGAGAUACGAGGAUUUUGAGAUCGAAUAUCUCAGCGGCAACACGUUUAAUUUUCUCGGCAAUGGGUUUGAUAUUCGAGAAUUCGACGGAAGAGAUCUGACUUGGUAUUACGGGUUGGUGAACGGCAAGGACAAACAACCCGCAUUCUUUCCACCGCCUUUGUAUUGA